GGAAAAUGAGAGGGAAGGAGGAGGAGUAGCAGUAGCAAAAGUUUCUGGACGCAGCCUUCUAGUCUAAAGGAAGAGUUUUAGACUUUACGGUGGGUAAUUUUGCGGGACCUGGCAACCCGGUCACAUUUGGCUCCGGUAUCACCUGUAUUCCCUCUCCAGAGCAGGUGUGGCGCUGUAGCUGUAAACAGACAGAAGGUCUGUGUUUGAGCAGCAGUGCAGAUCUCCGUGUUCAGAAGCUGCUUAACUGCUGAAGAAAUGAACUACGUCCUGUUGCAAAUCUUUUCCUCCUGCUGCUGGUAGUGUACACACUCUUCCUGAGAUCAAAUUUGCCUUCAACAACACAUGCACUCAGGAUGUUGCAGAGAAUUUUUUGAACUGUUGAACGAUAUUAAAAUAAGAGAAUGGUGCCCACAUGAAUCGCCAGUAUUCUGCAAACAUCUUCCACUAUGUCCCACGUGACCACAUCUCAAACACAAGAAGCCCACCCUUCCUUAGAGUUUGAGAGCAGUUGUGGAGACGUAGGAACUCCUAAAAUACCCCAGCAUGUUCGCAAUCCAGAUAAACGGUUUUCCUGUUCAGAGUGUGGAAAGGGUUUUACUCAGGAGAGUAAUCUCCUCGUACACCUGCGCAUUCACACUGAAGAGAAACCGUAUUCCUGUUCAGAGUGUGGAAAACGUUUCAAUCAGGAGGGUAAUCUCCAACGUCACUAUCGCAUUCACACUGCGGAGAAACCGUUUUCCUGUUCGGAGUGUGGGAAGAGCUUUACGAGAAAGAGUAAUCUCCAACGGCACCAGUUCGCUCACACUGGAGAGAAGCCAUACGCCUGUUCAGAAUGUGGAAAGAGUUUUUCGAGACCGAUUUUACUCGAGGUACACCAGCGCGUUCACACUGGAGAGAAGCCGUAUGUCUGUUUAGAGUGUGGAAAGAGCUUCACGAGGCAGAUUCAUCUCCAAAUUCACCAGCGCGUUCACACCGGAGAGAAACCGUAUGUCUGUUCAGAGUGUGGAAAGAACUUUAGAGAACAAGGAACUCUCCGAAAGCACCAACGCAUUCACACUGGAGAGAAACCCUAUCACUGUUUAGACUGCGGAAAGAGUUUUAUUCAAGUGAGCACUUUCCAGCGACAUCAGCGCGUUCACACUGGAGAGAAACCGUUUUGUUGCUCAGAAUGUGGAAGGAGUUUUACUCGUUUCGGUACCCUCCAAAUACACCAGCGCAUUCACACGGGCGAUAGACCAUUUCAGUGUUUGGAGUGUGGGAAGAGUUUUACCUGUCAGCAAAAUCUCAUGUUACACAAUCGCAUUCACACUGGAGAGAAACCGUUUCACUGUUCAGAGUGUGGAAUGAGCUUCUCUUGUAGGGGUAGUCUGACCCAUCACCUCCGCGUUCAUACAGGAGAGAAACCUCACAACUGCUCUGAAUGUGGGAGGAGUUUCUCUUAUAAGAGUUCUCUCCAACGACACCAGCUCGUUCACACUGGAGAGAAACCGUAUCACUGCUCAGGGUGUCAGAAAGAGUGUGGAAAGAGUUUUACUCAAAAGAGUUCUCUUCAUGAUCACUGGCGUAUUCACACAGGAGAGAAGCCACAUCACUGUUUAGAGUGUGGAAAGAGUUUUACUCAGAAGAGUAAUCUCCAAAAUCACCAGAGAAUUCAUACAGGAGAAAAACCAUAUCCAUGUUCAGACUGUGGGAAGAGUUUUACUCAUCAGAGUAUUCUCCAAAUUCACCAGCGCAUUCACACUGGAGAGAAACCAUUUCCAUGUUCAGACUGUGGGAAGAGUUUUACCAGACAGAGUAAUCUCGACCAACACCGGCUCAUUCAUACAGGAGAGAAACCGUAUUCCUGUUCAGACUGUGGAAAGAGUUUUACCAGACAGAGUAAUCUGGAUCAACACAGACAUGUUCACACUGGUGAGAAACCGUAUUCUUGUUUGGACUGUGGAAAGAGUUUUACAAGACAAGGUAAUCUUGAUCAACACCGGCGCAUUCACGCUGGUGAGAAACCCUAUCAGUGCUCAGAGUGUGGAAAGAGUUUUACACAAAAUAGUUCCCUUCAUGAACACCAGCGCAUUCACACUGGAGAGAAACCGUAUUACUGUUUAGAGUGUGGGAAAAGCUUCACUCAAAAUAGUUCUUUUCAUGAACACCUGCGCAUUCACACCGGAGAGAAACCGUAUCGCUGCUCGGACUGUGGAAAGAGUUUUAUUCAAAUAAUUCAUCUCCAACGACACCAGCGUGUUCACACAGGAGUUAAACCAUAUUACUGCUCAGAAUGUGGAAGGAGUUUUACUCAUAAGGGAAGUCUGCUAAAACACCAGUGCAUCCAUACAGGAGAGAAACUGUUUCACUGCUCAGAAUGUGAGAAAAGUUUCAGAUACCCAAGUAGUUUGAAGAAACAUGAAUGUAGCAGUGGUACAGAUGGCAUGUGAUGUGAUAUGGUAAAUGUAAUGCAAAGUAAGACAGUCAUUGUCUUUAGGAGGGAAAUACCUCCUGUUGUUUCUAAAGAAUAAGAAUAAAAGCAGUAUGAUGCCAAUAUAUGAAUGCAUUCAUCAGAUCUAAGUUUUAACAGUGAAAUGGGUAGUAUUUGAUCACUGUCAUUAUCAUUUUUCAUUAUAAAAAGCUCAAAAUGUCCAUGAUGAUGAUUGUAUUAAGACAAUGUGAAAGCAUCCAUUGUUGACUUGUAUCUUUUUGCACUUUGAUACCAUAUCUGCAGCCUGCCCAUUUGUUGUAAACUGGCUGUAAAUUUAGAAAAUAUAGAAAUAUAACAGAAAUAAUUUAUUAUAAGUUACGUUAUAAUUGUUAUUCACUGGGAAAUUCUGAUUUUGGGCUAGUAUUUUCUUUCCCUGUGUUUGACAUCUCUUUUGUCAACGUAACAAAAUAUAUUUAUAUAUUGCUUGAUGAGUUUCCAGAAUUUGCCUGGAAUCGGAUCAAGACCACCUGGUCUAGGUGCGAUUUCUGUUUUGCACCUGCUGAAACGAACUGCACCAAGACUGCAAACGAACCAGAUUCCCAGUUUAAACAGGCCAAAAAUCACAGGUGUGGAAACAACAUUAAGGCUUCUGCAUGCUUCCACCAAAACGAAGUUUGUGAGCAUUGCAUAAAAUCGAGGGGGCUUUUGACCUUGCAUAGAACAGAAUAUCAGGUAUUGUGAUGAUGUAAAAAAUAACAUUGCAUGUUGAAUGGUAUACUCUAUGCUCUGUUUCUGUUUGGUGCACUCUGAACCCAUUAAUUGCUCAAAUUAAACACGUGUUCAAACUAGCAGGUUACAGCGAUUCAUAGCUGGGAUUUAGCGACAAGCCACCAGCGACACGUUAUCAGAGCAACAAGCGUCAAAUCGAGUUAAAUAUUCUAAGCUGAUUGGUCAAAUAAAAAAGAGACUGUUGCCUGCCAGUGUAAACAGGUAUCUGCACAAAUUGUUCUUACAUACUCAUGUUUGAGUGUACUGCCAAUGAACUGAAUGAUGUUAGUGUAGGAGUGAGUGUGUUUGGGGGAAAGAAUAUGGGUUGGUCCAUCAGUCUGGUUGAUGCUUACCUGUGGACGCACCACCUGGAAUCUUCUCGAACGAGCUAUUCAUACCAUAACUGUUUGGGCUUCCUGGUUAGAAUAGGCAUGAGUGAUGUUUCAUCCCUUUAUUGGUGAAGGACUUUUUUAAUUUAUCUGCUGCCUAUGCUGUAAAUAAAGCCAUGUGUCAAACCUU
Molecule: messenger RNA, 3697 nt
Organism: Astyanax mexicanus (Mexican tetra)
Lineage: Eukaryota; Metazoa; Chordata; Actinopteri; Characiformes; Acestrorhamphidae
Product: zinc finger protein 501
Exons: 3
Coding region: 447-2429 (660 amino acids)
Biological process (GO): negative regulation of transcription by RNA polymerase II; regulation of cytokine production; regulation of immune system process
Source: RefSeq, a predicted model, not a curated record